AUGCACUUCUUGACUAUAUAUCCCAACUGCAGCGGCUGAGUUGUCAGAGCUCAGAGCCGGACAGAGCAGAAGAACCCUCUUGGACUGGACGAUCUGGGAAUUCAAAACUUGGGACAAACUGUCAGCCUUGCCCCUGCUGUGCAGGCAGCCUCAAUGCUGAAGAUGGAGCCUCUGAACAGCACGCACCCCGGCACCGCAGCCUCCAGCAGCCCCCUGGAGUCCCGUGCGCCCGGCGGCGGCAACGGCAACGGCAACGAGUACUUCUACAUUCUGGUUGUCAUGUCCUUCUAUGGCAUUUUCUUGAUCGGAAUCAUGCUGGGCUACAUGAAAUCCAAGAGGCGAGAGAAGAAGUCCAGCCUCCUGCUGCUGUACAAAGACGAGGAGCGGCUCUGGGGGGAGGCCAUGAAGCCGCUGCCCGUGGUGUCAGGCCUGAGGUCGGUGCAGGUGCCCCUGAUGCUGAACAUGCUGCAGGAGAGCGUGGCGCCCGCGCUGUCCUGCACCCUCUGCUCCAUGGAAGGGGACAGCGUGAGCUCCGAGUCCUCCUCCCCGGACGUGCACCUCACCAUUCAGGAGGAGGGGGCAGACGAUGAGCUGGAGGAGACCUCGGAGACGCCCCUCAACGAAAGCAGUGAAGGGUCCUCGGAGAAUAUCCAUCAGAAUUCCUAGCACCCCCGGGACCCCUGCCGGAGGCUCCAUCAGCCAGCACCCUUAGAGAGAGGAAAGACAGUUUUCAAGUGUCUGGUUUCACUUUCGCAGUGCGGCUGCCACUUUGAAAAGACCCUCGGCAAGCCCCUAAUUUGGGGUGGGGUGGGGGACUAGGCUCAGCCGGAGUCAGCAGCCUCGAGGAGUCGGGGAGGUGCCUGUGGUUUGCACCCACCACUGAAAAAGCCGCGGAGAUGUAGAGAGUGUACAUUGACUUUGGGGCCUGGGUGUUGGGGUUCUGUUCAGAAUUUGGCGGGAUGAUAUGCUUGCCAUUUUCUCACAGGAUGCCCUGGGUAGCUCCUGCAGGGUCUGCCUCUUCCCAGGGCUGCCAAAUGCUUAGGACAUGCUGAGGGACUAGUUGUGAUUUGCUAUUUGCCUAGAGCUUUGUCCUUCUAGAUCUGAUUGACUGUAAGUAUCUCUACUGUGUACCUGUGACAUUCCUUCACGGUGGGUUACAAGCUUCUUUUGGAUUAGAGAAGGAUUUUUGGUGGAAGAAGGCUGGAGAUCUGAACCCAGCCCAUUUGCACACU
Molecule: messenger RNA, 1232 nt
Organism: Mandrillus leucophaeus (drill)
Lineage: Eukaryota; Metazoa; Chordata; Mammalia; Primates; Cercopithecidae
Gene: KCNE4
Product: potassium channel, voltage gated subfamily E regulatory beta subunit 4
Exons: 2
Biological process (GO): ventricular cardiac muscle cell action potential; potassium ion export across plasma membrane; membrane repolarization during action potential
Cellular component (GO): membrane
Molecular function (GO): transmembrane transporter binding; voltage-gated potassium channel activity involved in ventricular cardiac muscle cell action potential repolarization; delayed rectifier potassium channel activity
Source: RefSeq, a predicted model, not a curated record